Molecule: messenger RNA, 1878 nt
Organism: Cervus elaphus (red deer)
Lineage: Eukaryota; Metazoa; Chordata; Mammalia; Artiodactyla; Cervidae
Gene: ADK
Product: adenosine kinase
Exons: 11
Coding region: 1-1197 (398 amino acids)
Biological process (GO): purine ribonucleoside salvage
Cellular component (GO): cytosol; nucleus
Molecular function (GO): adenosine kinase activity
Source: RefSeq, a predicted model, not a curated record
AUGAGAAGACGUCUUUCGAAUUUUAGGAUAUCAUCUUCUGAAUCAUCCAGGUCUAGAAGAAUGGGAGCUUUCACCUCUUCUCGACUCAGGCGCUCAUCUGCAGCCUACACCAGUCUGGGGUGUCCCUGGAGUCGAGCGCGCGGGGUCUGGAAGAGCUGUGUACUAGCCAAUGGUGAAAAUAUUCUCUUUGGAAUGGGAAAUCCUCUUCUUGACAUCACUGCUGUAGUGGAUAAGGAUUUCCUUGAUAAGUAUUCUCUUAAACCUAAUGACCAGAUUUUGGCUGAAGAGAAGCAUAAGGAACUGUUUGAUGAACUUGUAAAAAAAUUCAAAGUUGAAUAUCAUGCUGGUGGCUCUACCCAGAAUUCAAUUAAAGUGGCCCAGUGGAUGAUUCAGCAGCCGCACAAAGCAGCAACAUUUUUUGGAUGCAUUGGGAUAGAUAAAUUUGGGGAGAUCCUGAAGAAAAAAGCUGCUGAAGCCCAUGUGGAUGCUCAUUACUAUGAACAGAAUGAGCAGCCAACAGGAACUUGUGCUGCAUGCAUCACUGGUGGCAACAGAUCCCUUGUAGCUAAUCUUGCUGCUGCCAAUUGUUACAAAAAGGAAAAACAUCUUGAUAUGGAGAAAAACUGGAUAUUGGUAGACAAAGCAAGAGUUUAUUAUAUAGCAGGUUUUUUCCUCACAGUUUCCCCAGAGUCAGUUUUAAAAGUGGCUCACCAUGCUUCUGAAAACAACAGAAUUUUCACUUUGAAUCUGUCUGCACCAUUUAUUAGUCAGUUCUACAAGGAAUCAUUGAUGAAAGUUAUGCCUUUUGUUGACAUACUGUUUGGAAACGAGGUGGAAGCUGCCACUUUUGCUAGAGAGCAAGGCUUUGAGACUGAAGACAUUAAAGAAAUCGCCAGAAAGGCACAGGCUCUGCCAAAAGUCAACUCAAAGAGGCAGCGAAUCGUGAUUUUCACCCAAGGGAGAGAGGACACCAUACUGGCUACAGAAAAUGAAGUCACCGCUUUUGCUGUCUUGGAUCAAGACCAGAAAGAAAUUGUUGAUACCAAUGGAGCUGGAGAUGCAUUUGUUGGAGGUUUUCUGUCUCAGCUGGUCUCCGACAAGCCUCUAACUGAAUGCAUCCGUGCCGGCCACUAUGCUGCAAGUGUCAUAAUCAGGAGGACUGGUUGCACCUUUCCUGAGAAGCCAGACUUCCACUGAUGGAAAAGCAUGAAACUGCACCCAGGGGUAGAGACACUGCCCUGGUUGUUUCCUGAGAAUUCCCAUAUUAAUAAAGAAGAAAAUUAAAUGCCACCUUUCCUGCUAUAAUAAUGUUCAUUCUUAAUUUAGGGGGUACAGUAAUGCACAAUAGAAUCUUUAUUCUCUCAACAACCUAAAGUAGGAGGUUUAUUUCCAUAGUUUGAUAGUGCCAGGUAAAUGUCAAUUAAACAGGAAUAUAGUAUUUCAAUUGAGAUUUUUGUUUGAUUUUCCAUUACAUUGUAAAUUCAAGUAUACUAAGCAAAGUGAUCAUUUUUUUACAUUCUGCUUUGAAUGCAGAUGCAAUUUAAUAUAAUAGAUUUUUUAAAGGGAAUUAAAGAUAAUACAUAAAUCUUUAGCUUUUAUACAAGUAUAUUUAAUUCAGAAGUGUGUUUAUACACAUAUACACACACAUGUGUUCAUAUAUGUACCACAUAUAUACAUGACAAAUGGUUAAAUAAGGUACAGAAAUAUUUAUCUUCCCAAGUUAUGCCAAGUAAUUUCCUCAGUGUGUACUUAAACAUGUAAUAAACUUUGGAUAAUUAAUUUGCCAAAUUAUAAGCUAUAUUACAAUAUUCAAGUCAUAAUCUUAUAUUUACCUGUGGUACUCUGUAUUUGAUACAAAUAAAAACUUGUCAUAAAGGG